Molecule: messenger RNA, 2799 nt
Organism: Lucilia cuprina (Australian sheep blowfly)
Lineage: Eukaryota; Metazoa; Arthropoda; Insecta; Diptera; Calliphoridae
Product: gametogenetin-binding protein 2-like
Exons: 5
Coding region: 272-2551 (759 amino acids)
Cellular component (GO): cytoplasm; nucleus
Source: RefSeq, a predicted model, not a curated record
AGAAGAAAAGAGAUUGCUGAACGACGACGAGUUUGUCAAAUUUCACAUCGGUUUUUCUUUAUUACUUAAAGAGGAAAAAUUUUCUAAAAUAACUUUAAAAUAUAAGAAAAUUUCAUAGGAAAACUAAAAAAUCAACUAAUGUAAUUAUAAUUUCAUUGCAUUAACAAUAAACAAUAAGAAAGCUGAAAGUAUACGUGGUUAAGUGGAAAAAAAUAGAAAAAGAAAGCAAAACGAUAAGCGACCGAAAUUUAUUUUUUUUUAUUAAUAAAACAUGGCGCGUCUAACCUACGUCUACAGAACGGAGGAUUUGCAAAGUUAUUUAAACGUCGGCCGGAGACAAUUACCCGUGAAUGCAGGAGAUGAAAAUUUAGUGAUGCUUAUGGAUUUAAAUAGCAAAGGUCUGUGUAUCGAUAGUCCUCAUAUUCGCGGUAAGGAACUGGAAGAAUUUACACGCAAAUUUAAUCUGUUGACAAGUGAGGAAUUACGUACAUCCCUGGAAAUAAACAGCAAUACUUUUGUAUCGGUACUUAAUCAGUGUGUACAAUGUGUUGGCUGUCGACGUCGUGUUGAACGUUUAUUUUAUCAACUUAUUAUUUCUGGACAACCAACUCUAGAUCCUUUGGUACUCAAAAACUCUGGUGUACUUAGUAUAACAGAGGAGAAAAUGAAAACGCCACAAGCCUUGGGAACCCUGCUCUAUCGUCAUCAUGAGAUUUUAAAUAAUUUGUUAGAGAGUAAAUUGCGUAAUAAGACACGUUGUGUUUUACAUUCGUUGGAUGCAUUUCGUUCGAAACCUUUUUCGGAAACAUGGCGUGAAGUGUGGUCAUCCAUGAAGCAUAAUUGCCGUGAUGAAUUGGCUGUUAUCGAAACGAAAGAACUGCAUGAAGUGCUGGAGAAUUAUUUGAAGAAACAUAAAUUUUGCAACGGUUGUCGUACAAAGAUCGAAAAAGCUUAUAAAAUUUUAGUGGGUGAGACGACAACGAAGGAGAAGGGCUAUGUCGCGGCACUUUAUGCCAAUAUUAAAAAGUGUCAUCCCGACAAGCACAUACAUGUUUUCACGAAUAAAAUCGACUUUCUCGACGCUCUUAUAAGGCGCGCCGAACCCGAAGUCAACGGAAGCUAUUCGAAACUACGUGAACGUCAUGCGAAAACAUUAGAAAUCGCCCAGGAAGAGGUACUGACAUGUGUUGGCAUGAUUAUGUACGAACGUCUGCGUCGUGUCUAUGUAAGUUUACGGGAAGAGGAACGUGCCUGUCAAGUUUUAGCCGCUGUUGGUGUUCAUGCCCUGUGUCGCAGCUUUGACAUGUCGGUGGAAAAGAAACAGGGUAUCAGCAAUUUGGAACUGCUAUAUCAGGAGAUUAGUCGUGCCGAAAAAGCCAAAGAACACAAGCGCGAACAAAAGAAAUUGAAGAAAAAGAAGAAGAAGAAUGAGAAGAAAAACUCCCAUCGCAUGUGUGAUCAUAACAACGACGCAAAUUCCGAAGGAGCCGAUGACGAUGAUCAUCAAGAGCAGGAAGACGAUGAGGAAUCGCAUGAAAACUCUGUGUCGAGUAAUGAUGUGUGUGACGUAGAAGUCGUAGACUUUAAAGGGAACGUAAAGGAGAAAGAUAAAAAUAGGAAAGCUUUAACUGCUGGCCAGAAAGAUAUUGAGGAAGACGCAGGUGUUGAAUGUGAUCAUCUCGAAGAAACUCAUGAAGAUGUUGGUGGUGAGGAAGAUGACGACGACGAUGUUAAUCAACAUCAUUCGCAGCAACAAUCUUCUGUUCAGCAACAAAAAACUCAACAACAGCAGCAACAGAAAAAGAAGAAACAAAAGCAAAAACAAAAACUUAAAACACCACAAAAGAAAAAUAAUGUUUCUGCUAACAACAACAGCAACAACAAAAAGAAGGAUAAAUUAAAAUCAAAUUCUUCUGCAGAUGUACAGGACGUUUCUAAAACUACUACAUCAAUUAACACAACCACCACGAUUAAUAAUAAAAAUACAAUCAAUGCCUCAACCGCCAAUACAGUUAAAUGUAAUGAUUGUCAUUCACCUCAGUCAGAUUGUCCAUGUGAAAGUGAUAUUAAGGAUUCGGGCUAUGGCAGCGAACCUUUAUCUCAUGGCAAUUCACGUACUUCUAGUGUUGUCUCAUCGCCCGAGGACACGUCAGAGGGUUCGGAAGUUUCCUGGUCGGAUGGUAGCCUCUUGGCUGAUUUAGAUAAUGAACAACACCAUCACCAUCACUAUGACGAUAAUGAUGAUUUAAAUGAUCAUAAUUGUGAUCAAUCAUUUGAAUUUCGUUUUGGCUUGGAUUCAUGCAAUUUCUUCCAUCAGCAUCAAAUGAAUACGUUGAGUCUACAACAAAUGUUGGACGAUUUCGAUGGCGAUGAUGAAGACGAAGAAAACUGUUACAUUCCUCAAGAGGUGGUCUUAGAAUAUCAGUGCCAACGUGAAAAGGUUCAACAAAAACGUUUGCAAUUACGCGAAACAUUGCGUGAAAAUUUCGCACGCCUGUGUUUGGAAAAACGACGUUUGGCGGCCACAACUACAACAUUUAAUAAAAACUAAAAGGAAAAAUAAAAACAAAUCAUAUAAAAGUGUUAUGGCCAAACAACCGUCCCCUUCGGCCUAAAUACCACUUAUAGGCAUAAGAUGAGACUUAAAUCUGACCAAUAACACUUUUUCUAAAGAGGAGAAAAAAAAAAUAGUUGUGUUGUGUAAGAGAAAAACUAAGCAGAAAAAGAACAUUAUUAUUAUUACAAUUACUAUCCCCCUCCCAUAAUACAACCACAUCAAUUCAUUCAUACAAAUGAAAA